AUGUUCAAAGGUAUUUCAUUUAUGUUUCCUCUUCCUACUGUGAAUUUAACCAAUAACAGAAUCAAAACCUUAAGAAAUUUAAUAGAACUAAAUGGAGGUAUAAUAGAUUUGAAUCCUCGAACUAUUAUGAUUGUUGGCUCUGAUGCUACAUUAGAAUCUUGCUAGAAAUAAAUACAAAAAAUGAAUUUAGACUUUGAAUAGUAUCGUAUUCAGUUCAUUAAUGCAGAUUGGAUUUCUCAAUCUCUUCAAGCAAAAAAUCUGUUAGAUUUUAAGAAAUUUCAAUUAUUUUUAGAGAUAGAACAACAACAAAAAAGAGUAAGUCCUUAAGCAACAGAUACAAAGUUUGUAUAUGUAGAAUCUUUAGCAAGAACUGUUCCAAUAAAAGAAGAUGAAGAAAAUUAAUUAGAUAUGGAAAGUGGAGAAUAUACUAUUAUUAAACCUGAAUUGAAAGAAAAAUAUGAGAAGAAGAAAUAAGAAUUUAAAAGAUUAAUGAUAAAGGAGCAUAGAUUUUUAUUGGAUUAUGAAUAUGAUAAAGAUUUAGAUAAUUAUCAUCAUCAAGUAGAUGAUGGUUAUGAAUUUUUAUUAGACAAUUUUCAAAUUUUAAAAAAAGAAGAAUUUGAUAUUCCUCAAUAGAAUAAAUUUUAUGGAGAUGAAGAUUGUUAAAUUACAGAAGUUCGUAAACCUUAAAUAGAUUUUUUUUAAGGUUUGGAUAUGGGAAAAGCUAUUAUCAAUUUAGAUUAACCUUUAGUAAAUGCUUAAAUAAAAGAGACUAAAUAAUUUAAUCCAGGAUCUAAAUAAUAAAUACAAUUUUGGGAGAAUAAAAAGGAAUUUUUCAUUUGUGAUGCUGGAUCUGCCUAGAAAUGCUUUAAUAAUUAAAUUAUAGAAGAAUUAGAAAAAUUACUAAAAAUUUAUACAAAUGAAAAAGAUAAAGGAAGAUGUAUUGCUUAUAGAAAAGCUAUUGGUUAUAUAAAGUCAUUAACAUUUCCAAUUAGAUCAAGUGAAGAUUUAAAGGAAAUGCCAACAAUUGGAGAAAAAAUAAAGAAGAAAAUAAUAGAAAUCAUUUAAACUGGUUAAUUAUUAAAAGUAUAAAAGUUAUAAGGAUAAGACAAGAAUGUAGCAAUAACAUAAUUAACUAGAGUUUGGGGGAUUGGACCAACAACAGCUGCUACUUUUUAUUUUAAAGGUAUAAAAACAUUAGAUGAUUUAAGAAAGAAUCAACAUUUAUUAAAUAAAAAUUAAUAAGUAUGUCUACAAUUAGUUGAAGAAUUAGAAUAACGUAUUCCUAGAGAUGAAGCAACAAUAAUUUAUGAAAUUGUAAAAAGGGAAAUAGAUGAUUUAAGUGGAGUGCCUGGAUUAUAUAAAGCUACAGCUUGUGGUUCAUAUAGAAGAGAGAAAGAAAGUUGUGGUGAUAUGGAUAUUUUAAUUACAAGAUGUGAUGGAAAAAGUUGUGAUGGUUUUUUAAUGAAUUUAAUUUAACGAUUAGAAGGAAAACUACUCACUCAUCAUCUUACAUUACCUAAGAAGGGAGAACAUGAUAGUGAAUCUUAUAUGGGGAUUGGAAGAAUUAAUAAUCAUGCAAUUCAUCGUAGAAUUGAUUUAAAAUUGUAUCCUAAAGAACAGUAUGGUUGUGCAGUUUUGUAUUUUACUGGUUCUGAUUAAUAUAACAGAAGUAUGAGAUUAUGGGCAUAAAAGAUUGGAUAUAGUCUAAGUGAUCAUGGUCUCUAUCCUACUUAAAGGGGUUCUCAUAAUAAAAAAUUAUGGAAAGGAGAAGUCAUUGCUUGUGAAGAGGAAAUUGAUGUUUAUAGAAUUCUUGGAUUAUAAUAUAAACCACCUAAAGAGAGAUCAGUAUGA
Messenger RNA from Paramecium pentaurelia, 1851 nucleotides. Lineage: Eukaryota; Ciliophora; Oligohymenophorea; Peniculida; Parameciidae. The record is from the annotation of a GenBank genome assembly.